GCGCUGUGUUACUGGGUAGCCAUUUUGUCGUGCGAGACGAGUGAGUUCAGAAGUUCACCCACAUCCCAAAACUGGACUGUUUGCAUUCGUGAUUUAUAGCUGUACCCUCUAAACAUGGCCCUGCUCAUCGGAAGAUGUCGCCUUGGCGUCACGAAAAGCAGCCCCUUGGUUAGUGUUUUACGUUGCCAGAAUGGAGCAGACAGUUGCAAGAUGGCCGCGGCUGCAGGAGUCGGUGCACAGAAAUUCAAGAAAUUUCACACAUCUUCUAUCGACUUGAAGAAGUACAGCUGGCUAAAUUACAUUCUGGGUGAAAGAACACUGAAAAGAUUCAAUGACAGAAGUAAAAUUAUUGUCAUAGAUGGCAAUAUUGCUGCCGGAAAAACUACCCUAGGUCAAAAGUUAGCAAAAGAACUUGGCAUGUAUUACUUUCCUGAGGCAUCUUUAGAUUACUUCGACAGACAAUCUGGAGAUGGUAAACGCUUGGAUCCAAAAUUCACCGGCAAUGUGUCACUGGAGAGAUUUUACAAAGACCCUAAAGCAGAGGACGGCCACAGUUUUCGAUUACAGGUAGUGAUGUACAUGAUAAGAUACUUGACGUACUGUGAUGCUAUGAACCAUCUUCUAACAACAGGGGAAGGUGUUAUUUUGGACAGAUCCGUGUACAGUGAUUUUGUCUUCUUGGAAGCAAUCACAACUGCUGGUCUGAUCAGAAAACAGUGUUAUGACUAUUAUCAAGAAUUGAAAGGGAUUUCUUUAUGGCGUGUGUUACCACCACAUUUAGUGAUCUACUUGGAUGCUCCCCUUGAUGUCGUUAAAAAGAGAAUCAAGGAGAGGGGAAUACCAUAUGAACAGACCAUUGACGACAGUUAUUUGGAGUCCAUUGAUCGUGCCUAUACUAAGCAGUUCCUGCCUGAGAUUGGUGAAAGCUCAGAGAUUCUACACUAUGACUGGACCAAUUUUGGAGAGAUAGAAAGGGUGCUUGAAGAUAUUGACAUGUUGAAAUAUGAGAAAUCACCCUGGAAUGAUCAAGAUGAUGUCAGUUUGCAUCACUACAGAGUAUUUUUCAACAAUAAAUUUCAUGUAGUUGCCAAGACGAUCAUGGCAAAAUAUCUGCCAGAACUGACUGUCGGUGCUUUGGAGUUUGAUGAAAUCAGGCAAGAAUAUUUGGAACUUCCUGGUAUGAGGUAUCAAAAAGGAUACAACAAGGAAGACGGCAAUCUUAUUUUCAAAUAACAAAAAUGUAACAAAUACGAAACAGAGAAGUGUACAGUGUGUUUAGAUUUGGAUAAAUUUUUAAUGUACGUGUAUAUGUAGUGAAAACAAAAAAGUGAAAAAUACAGACUGUAGGAGUGUUUGGAUAGCAUUGCUAGUAUUUUGAACUGAUUAGCAGAUUCUAAUUUAUUAUCAUUUGAGUAACACUGAUGUUUAUCCCUGUAGCAUUUGCCAUUUUUUACAAUUGUACCUGCAUUUUUCUGGGAUUUCUUGAAUAGAAUUUUAUGAGUUUAAUUAUGCUUAUUACUUUUGUGUUGUAUAUGCAUAUUUGAUUAAUUGAGUUGUCCGACAGUCUGCGAAUUAAAUCUGCAACCGUUUUCUGCUUUCUGGCAGUUUCGUUAAAUUGUUAGUGGUGACGAAACAAGCAAUUCAUGCCACACCCAUGUUUGCUCAAGUUCUUGAAGUAAAGGAGCUUUACAUGAUGUUGCAUAAAUUGAUCCAUUCUAUUUGCUUCAUCAAGCUUGUACAUGUAAAUGCCAGAGGAAUGUGUAAGGUCAAAACAAGUCAUAUUUUAAUGACACCCUAUUCAAUACAUGCUAAUGCUGGUUUACAUAUAUUUAUUGGAGAUGUGCUUGUAUCGAGCAAAUACAGUAAAUCCUCCUGUAAAAACUUCUGUAAAACUGAUAUGUAGAAAAAUGAGUGUGGUUAGUUUGUUUCUUGAAAUUGAAAUAGACAGCUUGGUUUAUAUCGCAAUAUACUUCUAACAUAAUAUACUCUACUCUAUUGCACCAACUAUCAGAGACAAUGGAUUCUAUAGGGUUGACCAUUAUACAGUUUAUUAUCUGAUAUGUUGAUCAGUUCUAUCAGUGAAAUAAAGUUUAUCUGAAAUACUCAA
Saccoglossus kowalevskii is the source of this 2107-nucleotide messenger RNA. Its product is annotated as NADH dehydrogenase [ubiquinone] 1 alpha subcomplex subunit 10, mitochondrial-like. The record is from RefSeq and is a predicted model, not a curated record. Gene Ontology annotation, biological process: mitochondrial electron transport, NADH to ubiquinone. Gene Ontology annotation, cellular component: respiratory chain complex I; cytoplasm. Lineage: Eukaryota; Metazoa; Hemichordata; Enteropneusta; Harrimaniidae.